CAUAAUGGACAACAUGUGUUCCACGGUUGAGAACACUACGAAGUCGCCAAAACAGGAGGAAGAUUAAAACAAGAUGGCAUUUGACGAAGAAGGUGUUAUUGUGGUUAUUAUAGUUAGUUGAUGUUAAUCGGUUCAUACAUGUCGUUUAUUAGAGUAAUCGUCGUUAAUAAGUGUUUGUAUCUGCACCUUGACGCUUCCCCUGCUAGUUAGCUUAGCUUGUUAGCCGCUAGCAAAGAAACGCGGAAGUGAUCAACAAGACAUUGUUAAGCAGAGAUCAAAUGUAACGUCUUAAGUGUUGGGAUUUUAUGAAGAUGUGCGAAAGAAAGACAGCAGAGUACAAGGAUGAACUUUCCCCGACAAAAGAGGAGAAUGAGCGUCAACGACAAGUGUGUGUUGUUUUCAAGGAGCCUAACAUGUUACACAGAGCAGACAUCCAGCAGAUUAUUAGAUGUCAAGAAGAAAAUCUCUCUCUUUCGCACAGAAGAAGCUUCACUUUGAAGCUGGAAGAUCCACAGCCCAUCCAUUUUAAAGUGAAAGAGGAGGACCCACCGUACCAUCAUGUUAAAGAGGAGGAGGAAGAUUCACAGCCCCCCCCACAUCAAACAGGAAGAGGAGGAACUCUGGAUGAGAGAGAGAGUGUGUCUUCUCGGGCAACUGACUGUGAAGACUGACGAUCACGAAGACCAACCACCUGAGUCCUCCCAGCUUCAUCACAGUCCAAGGUCCACUCAGCAGCCCAACAAUAUUAAAGUGGAAGAGGAGGAACCACAGACCCCCAGUUUUAAAGAGGAACCAACCCUUCAUGUUAAAGAGGACGAGGAGGAACCACCCACCUAUUUUAAAGAUGAAGGGGAGGUGCCACCUUCCCCCAACCUUCAAGAGAAAGAGGCGGGUGAGUGUCUGCUCGGGCAGGAGGAGGCUGAUCUCAUCAAGAUUCCACUGACCGUGGUCUCUGUGAAGACUGAAGACCAAGAAAACCAACCAUCUCAGUCCUCACAACUUCAUCAUAGUCCAAACAUCCAGCAACUGACUGGACAUCAAAAAGAAUGUGUUCUUCGACCACAGGCGGGAAGCUUCGCUUCGGAGCUGCCCCAUUAUUUGAACAAGGAAGAGGAGGAGCCACAUCGCCCUCACUUUAAAGAGGAAGAGGAGGAACUCUGGAUCACUGAGGAGGCCGAGUGUCUUCUCAGGCAAGAGGAGGCUGAUCUCACCAAGUUUCCACUGACUGUUGCCUUUGUGAAGACUGAAGGCCAUGAAGACAAACCACCUGAGUCCUCACCUCUUAAUAGUCCAAGUGAGAAGAACAGAGCCGUGGAACCUUUAGGCUGCAGCUCAGCACAACUCAUGACAACAGAAUCUGGCGGAGACCCCUGUGGAGGAUUACAAGCAGACACACUCUUAACUCCACUGUCAGAUAUUGACAACACAAUGUCACACUUUAAUGUAAAUAUUGAAUCAUACAUGAGAACACACACGGGAAAAAAAUAUUAUAGUUGUUCCGUUUGCGGUAAAACGUUCUCUCACAAAAGUAAUGUGCAAACACACAUGAGAACGCACACAGGAGAAAAACCCUUUGUUUGUUCUGUUUGUUCAAAAGCUUUUGUUGUAAAAUCUGGUUUGACUUCGCACAUGAGAAAACACACAGGUGAAAAACCUUUCAGUUGUUCAGUUUGUGGUAAAACCUUCUCUCUCAAAGGCCAUGUCAAAACACACAUGAGGACGCACACCGGAGAAAAGCCUUUCAGUUGUUCAGUGUGCGCUAAAAAGUUCUCUGACAAAGGUCACAUGCAAACACACAUGAGAACGCACACCGGAGAGAAACCUUUCGGUUGUUUAGUGUGCGGUAAAAUGUUCUCUGACAAAGGUCACAUGCAAAGACACACAAGGACACACACAGGAGAAAAACCUUUCAGUUGUUCAGUGUGCGGUAAAAGAUUGUCAGAUAAAGAUGGAUUGAAAAAACACAUGAGAACACACACGUGCGAAAAACCGUUCAGUUGUUCAGUGUGUGGCGAAAGAUUCUCUGGCAAAUAUAAAUUUCAAACGCACAUGAAAACACACACAGGCGAAACAUCUUUCAGUUGUUCAGUGUGUGGUAAAAUAUUAUCUGACAAAAGAAAUUGUCAAACACACAUCAGAACACACACAGGGGAAAAACCUUUCAGCUGUACAGUGUGUGCUAAAAGAUUCUGCGAUGAACGUAGCAUGCAUAGACACAAGAGAACACACUCAGAAGAAAAACCUUUUAACUGUACAGUGUGUGCUAAAAGAUUCUGCGAUGAACGUAGCAUGCAUAGACACAAGAGAACACACUCAGAAGAAAAACCUUUCAGCUGUACAGUGUGUGCUAAAAGAUUCUGCGAUGAACGUAGCAUGCAUAGACACAAGAGAACACACUCAGAAGAAAAACCUUUCAACUGUACAGUGUGUGCUAAAAGAUUCUGCGAUGAACGUAGCAUGCUUAGACACAAGAGAUCACACUCAGAAGAAAAACCUUUCAACUGUACAGUGUGUGCCAAAGGAUUCUGUGACGAACGUAGCAUGCAUAGACACGAGAGAACACACUCAGAAGAUAAACCUUUCGACUGUUCAGAGUGCGGUAAAAGAUUAUCUGACAAAAGUAGCAUGCAAAGACACAUGAGAACGCACACUGGAGAAAAACCGUUCAGCUGUUCAGUGUGCGGUAAAACGUUCUCUGACAAAGGUCACAUGCAAAGACACACAAGGACACACGCAGGAGAAAAACCUUUCAGUUGUUCAGUGUGCGGUAAAACGUUCUCUGACAAAGGUCACGCGCAAAGACACAUGUGGACACACACAGGAGAAAAACCUUUCAGUUGUUCAGUGUGCAGUAACAGAUUGUCUGACAAAGAUGGUCUGAAAACACACAUGAGAACACACACGUGCGAAAAACCGUUCAGUUGUUUAGUGUGUGGCGAAAGAUCCUCAGACAAAUACACAUUUCAAACGCACAAGAAAAUACACACAGCCGAAACAUCUUACAAUUGUUCAGUGUGUGGGAAGAUAUUAUCUAACUUAAGAAGUUGUCAAACACACAUGAGAACACACACAGGGGAAAAACCUUUCAGCUGUACAGUGUGUGCCAAAGGAUUCUGUGACGAACGUAGCAUGCACAGACACAAGAGAACACACUCAGAAGAUAAACCUUUUGACUGUUCAGAGUGCGGUAAAAGAUUGGCUGACAAAAGUAGCUUGCAAAGACACAAGAGAACGCACACUGGAGAAAAACCGUUCAGCUGUUCAGAUUGUGGUAAAAGUUUCUCUGCCAAAUGUCACAUGCAAAAACACCAGAGAACACACACAAAAGAAUAACGUUGUUUUUUUGGGGGGUCCGCUUUGAAUGGACCCAAUAUUUACUAGAAGUCUAUUGUAAGAAUUCUCUGAAGUCUGGCUAAGGUCCAUAUUAACCAUUCAUAAUGUUAUGAAAUACAAAACCCUCAAAUGUAUUUGUAGUACUGGCAAAAUAUAUUCUUUCCAAUGUUUCCAACGUUUUUAGACAUGAGUCACCAUUAUGUGCAACUUUGCUCAAAGUAAAAUUUAAGAUUUACUAUAUUGUUUCAUUUAAGAAUACCACAGAUUAUCGUAUGUUACCUUUGAACAUAUCUUUUAAACGUCUAUAUAUAUUUAUUCAAAUGAUUAAUUGUAUUGAUUAGCAAAACACAUACACAAAAGCAGCAAAUAUUUGUUGUUGUUAUGAUAGAAUAUGUAAAAUGGCCGUGGUUGUGUUUGAGCCUGUUCACCAGAAUCCGAUUGGCUCCUUUUGUAAUUUGGGGGGCUAUUGGAGGAGCAGAGAGUUGUGAAAUCUGAGUUUGGCAUCUGUUCUCCCGUCCACACUGGAGAACGCUAACGUUAUGAGUCGUCGGUCCAAUGAAUGUGAAAUGUAUUGUUCAAAUACAACUAUUACUAACGUUGGAAUAAAUAAGAAACAUGUUAGCAUUGCUGGUUUGUCUCCUACUAAAAAGUACUCGAGUUGUGCUAUUUCAUCAUCACUUUAUGUUGUGAUGCUAAAGAAAAUGUUUCUUAGGGAUCUUCUUUUAGCAUUGUAAUAUCGAUGGGUCUUUUUAUUCAUUGUAUUUCAUAAGGAAAAAGCAACAAUUAUGUUCAAUGUUCAAAACUUGCUUUUUUGUUUGUUUGUAUGUUUGCUUUUAACACUACGUGAGUUGUAUGGUCCUCUGUUGCCCUCUGUGUUUUAACAUUUUAAAUUCUAUUUACUGUUUUAAUUGGUUUCACCCUUAAAAUCGUUUUUAAUCAAUUUAUUUUAUAUUGGUUUUAUAUGUAUUUAUUUAAAUGAUAAAUGGGUUGUACUUGUAUAGCGCUUUUCUACCUUCAAGGUACUCAAAGCGCUUUGACACUACUUCCACAUUUACCCAUUCACACACACAUUCACACACUGCCAUGCAAGGCGCCAACCAGCACACAUCAGGAGCAAGGGUGAAGUGUCUUGCCCAGGACACAACGGACGUGACGAGGCUGGUACUAGGUGGGAAUUGAACCAGGGACGCUCGGGUUGCGCACGGCCACUCUCCCCACUGCGCCACGCCGUCCCUUUAUUAUUAUUUAUUUAUUAUUAUUAUUAUUUAUUUUUUGUUUUUAUGUAGUCAUUGGUGGAGCUCACGAUAGUAUUUGAAUGUUGUUUUUAAUAUGGUUGUGCAGCACUUUGGAAACAUUUUGUUGUUUUAAAUGUGCUAUAUAAAUAAAGUGGAUUGGAUUGGA
Messenger RNA from Nerophis ophidion (straightnose pipefish), 4734 nucleotides. Its product is annotated as zinc finger protein 709-like. Gene Ontology annotation, cellular component: nucleus. The transcript has 4 exons. Gene Ontology annotation, molecular function: DNA-binding transcription factor activity, RNA polymerase II-specific; RNA polymerase II cis-regulatory region sequence-specific DNA binding. Bases 559 to 3333 code for a protein of 924 amino acids. The record is from RefSeq and is a predicted model, not a curated record. Lineage: Eukaryota; Metazoa; Chordata; Actinopteri; Syngnathiformes; Syngnathidae. Gene Ontology annotation, biological process: regulation of transcription by RNA polymerase II.